AUGGAGUCAGCUAUUAUACGAUUCGCCCAGGCGAACAUCGGCCACGUUCGCCUGGCUGGCUUGUUCUUUUGCGCACUCUACGUGGCGGUGCGGUUAUCAUGUCUGAUAUGUGCAACUGAGACCAAUUACUGGAUGUGGAUGAUAUGGAUCUUUGAAACCCUCUGGACAUACCAGUCCCUGACCAUAGAACUUCCUAGACGGAUUGGGCAAACGUCAAAGCGGCUUCAUCUAGCCAGGAAUCAUGCGUUGCCUUCAGUAGACAUUCUGCUGCCGUGCUGUGGUGAACCAAUAGAUAUUAUUCGCGAUACCAUACGCGCGGCGUGUGUCAUUGAUUACCCCCAAUCCGCAUUCCGGAUUCUCGUCUUGGAUGAUGGAAACUCUCUCGAACUACGACAGUCGGUGGAAGAGUUGCGCCAUACCUGGCCAAACCUUCUUUACUAUAGCAGAGGAACUAAACCGAGCCAGAAAGUCUUUGCGAAAGCAGGAAACCUGAACAUUGGCAUAUUUGAUAUCCAGGGAGCAAUGGACAAGCCGCCCGAGUUUAUCGCCUCGUUCGAUUCGGACUUUCUGCCUGCUCCCAACUUUCUGCGAGCCACGCUUCCUCAUCUGUUGGGCGAUGAGAAUGUUGGACUUGUAGCUGCCAGGCAAGACUACUAUAACCUUCCCCCAGGGGAUCCGCUUGGUCAAAGUCUGGCAAUUUAUUGGGAGGUAUUUUUGCCCAGGAUGAACGAAAUGGGGACGAGUAUAGCAUCAACUACAGGAUGUGUUAUGCGCCGCGAUUUAGCCGUCAAAGUGGGCGGAUUCCCGACUGUAAACGAAGUGGAGGAUAUCACUCUAUCGAUGACUUUGCCAGCGUAUGGGAAGCGUGUCGUAGCCCUCGACGAAAUGCUGCAGCUUGGACGCGUGCCAUCCUCGUUGGAAGGUCAUGUCCGGCAGAACCGACGAUGGAUCACUGGCUUGACACAGCUGAUCGCUACUCCCUGGGCACCAUCCAGGCAGUCUAUCCCGAUUUUGUCGAGAUACUACAUGGCUUUGUCUGGGAUUCAGUGGCUUUGGUCACCUCUGAGUCAGAGUGUCGGUUGUGCAAUAAUCGCUCCUGCGUUAAUAUCACGCCAGGCGCUUGUGCCACCCAAUCUACUCCAGGUCCAGACCCCAUUAUCAUUGGUAGCUUUCGGACUCGUUUUCCUGUACGAAUGGCUCAAGGCUGCAGCAACCGGGUUUCGCUUGUCCGCAUUUGCUCAUCUUUAUGAUCUGUGGUUAUGUGCAGACCGACUGUAUACUCUCAUUCAAUAUCAUAUUCUCGGUUCACAGGCUGGUAGGUCCUUAGUGACUGGCAGUGCCGAGAACAACUGGAACAAUCCCACCAAAGUUCCCACGCGAAUGAGACAGUUGAAAAGGGAUCUAUGGGAUUCCGGGGUUGGCUUCAACGUCCUUUUCGUGUUUGGUGCCCUCGUGGGGGUUUUCCAUUCGGUACUGGGCGCUAUCGAGAGAUAUUCCGAUUGGCAGUUUCAUACGAUGACCACCUUGCUGUACCCUCCUGUUGUUCUUAUGUGCUACAUAAGUCUUACCUGUCACCUAGUCCCACUGUUAUGCGUGAUAUGGCCGCCUCAGUAUCCUCCUCGGAAAGCAGUCCUACAAACUCAUCCGAGUGACCCCCGUGCCGUAUUCCCCUCGGAGGCAGUUCGACAGUACAACGUGCGCCAGAGGCAUGCGCCUCUCGGUUAUCGUCGACAUCUAGUAUUAAUUCCGGUUUAUGUCACGUUCAUGACCAUGUUUUAUUUUUUGUAUCUGUGA
Aspergillus welwitschiae is the source of this 1794-nucleotide messenger RNA. RefSeq names its product glycosyltransferase family 2 protein. The record is from RefSeq and is a predicted model, not a curated record. The transcript has 3 exons. Bases 1 to 1794 code for a protein of 597 amino acids. Lineage: Eukaryota; Fungi; Ascomycota; Eurotiomycetes; Eurotiales; Aspergillaceae.